CAUUAAAACAGCCCAAGGAUGGUUAAAUCGGAAUGCUGCGCUCUGUGCCUCUCGAACGAAUCGGAAUGGCUGCUGGAACUGUUCGGGGACGACAUCCAAGCGAAGGAUCGGCUACUGGUCAUAUCAAAACACCUAUGGUUCGAUCUGAAAUCUCGGAACGAAGAAACGUACGUGUGCUCGGAAUGCUGGAAAAGUGUCCACGACUUUGAUCUCUUCUACUGUAAACUGGAAAAGAUACACCGCGACCUGCAGGAACACGACGAUGAUGACGAGCAAUCCGGCGUCACGACACCCCUCCCUCAACCUGAUUUUGAAUUUCACCCGGUGUUAGAGAUAAAGAUUGAGCCAUCGGAUGGGCCGGAUAAUGAUGUAGGUGCGGUGUCACCAUCGGAGGAAAUCGAAAUCCUCGAAGAGCAUGAACUGGUUUCCCCGAAUACCACCGUAGAGGAACCGGAAGAGGAAGAAAAGGGUCUGACAACGAAAGUAGAUCGUCCGCGACGUAGCCACUCUACUUCCGCCAAGAUGAAAUACGAAUCAUCCAUUUCGGAAUGGGAUGGUGUCGAGCAAGACUAUCUGGCAGAUGACGAUUAUAUAGAAGAAGAAGUGAUUGAUGAGGAUGCGGAUGGUGAUGGUGAUGAGGACGAAGAAGUGUUGGAUGAGGAAGAGGAUGACGAAGAUUACAUUAACUAUGACGAGCUACACGGUGAUAAAGAGCAGGCAUCGGGCAAAAAUCAGUCCUCUAUGAAAUCGGAACAGGAAGGUAGCGACGCACUCAGCCAAGAUGUACUGGACGUGGAGACACCGAAGCGGAAACGAGGGCGACCUCCCAAGCGGAAACCAGAGGACAGUCUCGAGGAACCGGGACCAAGUCGUGGCGAUUCAACGCGUAAAUCGGGGCGCGUUAAAAAUCGCCGGAAAUCCACGAAAUCCAUCUCGCAGUUCAGUGACUCCGACUCGGACAUUUUGUCCGAUCCGGAUGAUAGUCCACGAUCGAGAGCAAGGAACAAAAAGAUCGGCAACCGGAAGGCACUGGAUCAGAAAAUCUUUUCAUAUAUCGACGAAUUCUUCUGCUACUACUGCCCCGAUAAGGUGCUUUUCGAGCGAUUCCACCAUGCCAACUUGCAUUACAAGGAACUACAUAACGAACCGGCCUUCUUGCGGUGUCCGAAGUGUGGUAAAAAGUGUUUCACUCCCGGUGGCUUCCUGAGUCACAUGGAAACGCAUGACGAUCCGGAAAAGAACAAAUGUCCUAUCUGUGGGAAGGUGACGGAUCAGCGAAUCACGCUAAAGAAACACAUGCGUGCCCAUCAGCAGAAGCUAGAGGAAGCGCUACCGUACCCUUGUAGUCAGUGCCCUCGGCGGUUCGAUCAGCAAAAGGUUCGAGAUAAGCACGAGCGAUUGCAUGGACGGAAGAUCGUGAUCCGCAAGGAGAAGGGACGAGAUCUGGAACUGUUGGCAUUCUACAAACGGAUUUAUUGUGAAAUUUGCGAAGAAGCAAAGCCCAAUUCAACCUCUUUCGACAACUUUUGGGAUCUGAAGGUGCACAUGGGGAACGAGCACAACAAAAACCCCUAUCUUAAGUGUCAUCUAUGCUUGGCAAAGCUACCGUGCCGGCAACAGCUCAUGGUUCACGUCGAUGUGCAUAACAAUCCGGAAAAUUAUCGGUGCGAAGUAUGUAGUGAAAUUCAUCAGAAUCUCGAGAAACACAUGAUCAAGGCGCACACACCCGAAACAUCCGUACCGCAGGAGAAGAACUAUAGCUGCGAGCACUGUGGGAAGAUGUUUAAAUGCGAAACGAACUUGAAGAACCACAUCGAUCGUGUGCACGGCGUAAAGGACGUUUGCUGUGACAUAUGCAACAAAUCCUUCAAUCGGAAAGCCCUCGGCGCACACAAGCGCUCGGCCCACAGCGACGAGAUGUACAUGUGCGAGCACUGUCCCAAGAUGUUCAAAACGCGUAGCGGCCUCGAGUCGCACAAAGGAGAGCACGAUGCAAAUCUGCGCAAAUCGGUCAAGUGUACACUAUGCGGCAAGGAGAUGCGGCGUGGGGCCAGUAUGGCGAAACACAUGAAAACGAUCCACUCGCAGGAAGAUCCCGUCAGCUGCAACCUUUGUGGCAAAGUGUUCCGGACCUCUUUUCACAUGUUGCGCCAUCGGCAAAACACUUGCGCAGCGACUAUCAACUCGCGUCCAUACAAAUGCGAAGUCUGCGGCAAGGGCUUCGCCAUGAAGCUCACAAUGACGGAGCAUAUGACGACGCAUACGCGUACCAGUCUGUAUCAGUGCGCAUUUUGUUUCAAGACGUUCGGCUACAUCUCGAAUCUGUACAAGCACCGGAAGAAGGCUCAUCCGGUGGAAUGGCAGGAGGUUCAGGCUCGGCCAGAGGAUGGCAUUGCGACCGUGAUCGAAAUAAGGAACUGAAUGGUGUGUAUGCUAGCACGUGCCAUUUCACUUACAAUAUUAUGUGUAAAAUAGUACUAAAAUGGAAAUGAGAUUGUAGGAGGGCAGAGUAAGAAACCGAAUCAGAAGGAUCGAGCAUCAUGGUUGAGCGUUAAAUAAGACUGAGAUAAUAGUUUCCCAUCCAUUGUGCAGGAGAAAGCCUUCACCUUUCCUCGAGGACGUCAGGUUCAUCAUCAUGAUUGUUAAAUAGCUUCGGUAAACAAAUUUCAAGAAAUCGCACAAACACAACCACCUCUUAAUGCAAUUUCAAUGUUCUUUUAGGCUUGCAGAGCAAGAUUUGCAUUA
Molecule: messenger RNA, 2745 nt
Organism: Anopheles aquasalis
Lineage: Eukaryota; Metazoa; Arthropoda; Insecta; Diptera; Culicidae
Product: zinc finger protein 43-like
Biological process (GO): regulation of transcription by RNA polymerase II
Cellular component (GO): nucleus
Molecular function (GO): DNA-binding transcription factor activity, RNA polymerase II-specific; RNA polymerase II transcription regulatory region sequence-specific DNA binding; zinc ion binding
Source: RefSeq, a predicted model, not a curated record